UAUAUGCAUUGCCUUGGACAUUUUCCUAAGGCAAAUUGGGUAAUCAUUUAAAAGAAUGGGCCUCCUUGUCUACUAAAUGCUCAAUAUAUACAACUAACAAACCGUGGGUGUGAUCCGCAAAUCAUAGUGUAAUUACAUUUACACCCCACGGUAAUAUUACAAACACUAUAUAACCCUUUCAUGCUCAACUUAUCAUUUCAUCAAACACACUCAACUCAAAUACUACAUACAUACAUAAAAAAAAAAUACCACUAAAAAUUUUAAGAGAGUGAAGCUAAGAACAACCAAAACCAAUAUUAUCAUGGGUAUUCAAUUGAUGGAGAAAAUGCAAGCAAAGAGAAUUCUUCAAAGAACUCUAUCUAACAAGAAGACGCGGUCACCUUCAAGCUCGAACGCGGAUGUACCAAAGGGACAUGUCGUAGUUUACGUAGGAGAGACUUACAAGAAGAGGCAAGUCAUCCCAAUUUCUUACUUGAACCACCCUUUGUUUCAAAAUGUACUUCAUGUGGUGGAGGAAGAGUUCGGGUAUGAUCAUCCCAUGGGUGGUCUUACAAUCCCUUGUAGCGAAGACUAUUUUUCGAGUCUCAUAUCUCUCAUUAGGUGUUCGUCGUAAGAAAUUGUUAACUAGUUAUAUUACUUCGUACGUAGUAGUAGAUUAUUUAUUAAUUAGCCAUCUUAGCUUUUAAUUGUUCAUCAUGUUUGUCCAUGGGUUGGAAUGAUCGACCAUGUAUACCUUCAUGAUUAAGAUCACGGUAAAAAUUGUUUAUUUUUCAAAUUUUUGAUUGACUAAUUAAAUUAUGUGAUCUUCAAGACACUGUG
Chenopodium quinoa (quinoa) is the source of this 819-nucleotide messenger RNA. RefSeq names its product auxin-induced protein 15A-like. The transcript has a single exon. NCBI's taxonomy places the organism in Eukaryota, Viridiplantae, Streptophyta, Magnoliopsida, Caryophyllales, Amaranthaceae. The record is from RefSeq and is a predicted model, not a curated record. Bases 302 to 613 code for a protein of 103 amino acids. Gene Ontology annotation, biological process: response to auxin.